This is a messenger RNA of Hyphopichia burtonii NRRL Y-1933, 3358 nucleotides long. RefSeq lists its product as uncharacterized. The record is from RefSeq and is a predicted model, not a curated record. Gene Ontology annotation, molecular function: protein binding. NCBI's taxonomy places the organism in Eukaryota, Fungi, Ascomycota, Pichiomycetes, Serinales, Debaryomycetaceae. Bases 8 to 3331 code for a protein of 1107 amino acids. The transcript has a single exon.
UUGGCGAAUGUCUCAUAAGGAAUCAACCUCGUCUCUAAUACCAUCAAUAUCAACGCUAAAAGAGCCCAGUGGGGUUAGAAAUGCUAUAAAAGUUGGUCUGUUUGGUAGCCAAUCUUCAUCGCUUGUUUUUGCAAGACAAAAGAGUCUUGAUUUUCAUCAUGUUGAUCCGAAAACAUCGUCUUUCCACCACAAUGAAUCUAUUGAGAUAGAUUCUGCAAUUCUUGACUUAAUAAGCUUCAAAGAUUUGAAAAGAAACAGGACUUGGGUUCUUACCUUAUCUGAGAAUGGAAAAGUGAAAUUUUAUACUUAUGAUGAAGCACAGCUGCUGGUUAUUCUCUCAGAUCAUUUGACUGUCGAAUGCACUUCAAACCAAGAGAAAAUAGAGAAACCAAGAAUGCAGGUAUUGUCAGAUGACGAUGGAGAUCAAUUUAUUUUCAUAAAUUAUUUCUUUGGUCAAUCGUUACUAUUAAAUUUGACAGAGCAUAUAUUUACCACUACUGACAGCCAGGUACGAGCAAAACGUCGAGAUAGGCCAUUCGCUAAGUAUGGCUAUUCGAAUAAACUUAUUUAUCUACAUUUAGAUGAAACCUAUAUAACCGAUAUUGCAGUGAAUAGUUCACGAGACACUUUGGCAAUAUUGUAUCAUGACACCGAAUUCAAUUUCGGAAUUAAAUUUUAUAAAUUUGUCAAGCACUCCUUGAGGGUUUUGAAAGACCACCAGAUCCUGUUUGCUGAACCACCCAGCAUCAUCAUACCAACGUCCCAAGAUGGUUUUUUUGUACUUAGUGACAUCUAUGCUUACUAUAUAUCGCCAUUAAACCGGAGUGAAUAUAAAAUACAUAAGAAGAAUAAAGAUGAAGGUAUAACCAAGGGCCAUGGUUGCAUAAUGAAAAAACUUUGUUGCAAUUCUGAGGGUAGAUAUAUCGGAGAGCAGUGGACUCAUAGUACUUACAUCGACGAAACGAGGUUUCUUCUCAUCUCGGAUUCUGGAACAACCUGCUUAUUGCACUUUGACGUGAAACUCAAGGGGUCUUUGACAAUUCUUAAGUCGAUAAGCUUUUUGAAUUUGGGGAAAUUGACCAUAGCAUCUUCUCUCCUUCAUGUGAAUGCAAAUUUGUUUAUAGCACCUUCGUGGUUUUCGCAAUCCCUUUUAUUCAAGGUCGUUACUGAAGAUCCGUAUCUAGAGAUUAUACAUUGGCUUGAGUCAUCACCACCCAUUGUGAAUAUAACGAACAGCACAACUUACGGACCUCUAAUAUGUGCUGGUGGUUUUGCUUCAGGGGAAAUUACCGUUUUGCUGUCAAGUGAAUAUAGUUUUGAAAUGUUGAAAUCUUUCAAAGCACCUCCAGAAUCAUGGAAAUUCAAGAUUGAUGCGUUUAACAUUUACAUCCUUGGUCAAACAAAUCAGAUCUUGAAAAAGUUUGAUUUGAAAAGUUGGUCCAGUCAACUCCCAACAACGGAAACAAAUAUUAUAGACUAUAGAAAUUUCAACAAUCUAGAUUAUGUUUUGAGUGAUUCAAAUUUUACGAUUGGUACAAACGUCGUUUAUCUUGCUGAUAUUACGCAUGGAGCGAUACUCCCAAAGUCUGUUAUAAUCUUGGAGAGACCAGGCUUACUCAAAAGGCUUCCGUUUGACGGCAACAGGACAGUUUGGAGAGAGAUACAAGACAUCGAGAACCUUACAUGCCUCGAGGUAGUAGACGAGUAUAUAACAUUGGGUUAUUCUUCGGGCCACUUUUCGUUGCUACGCAUAAACGACUUUUCAGUAGUUUUUCAGGGACAACUUGAUGAACCUGAUCCAAUAUGGUCUUCCAAUUUGAUCAGGCAAUAUACUUCCAUAAAAUUGGUAUUUCUUUCAUGUGUGCUGACUAUUACUAUAUUUGAAAUUGAUGCAGACAGUGGGUCAGCCUUUUAUAUCUGGAGUGAAACUUAUUUCCCAGACGAUUCAUCAGUUAGCUGCAAAAAUGAAGUUUAUACUUUGAUUGAGAGAAAAUCGCUGCUUUCAGAUCCACCAAUACUAAUGUUUAACGGACGAGAGCUUUUCGAUCUAAGUCAUAACAAUGGAAUAUAUUCGAAACGUAACAUUCAUUCCUUCUCCUCUUCAAUUUUGGAAGCUAAAUGGACAGAUCUGACAUUUCAAAAUAUUGUUGUAUUACUAGAGUCAAGUGCAGUGGAAGUUUUGAAAUUUCAAAAAAGCCCUGGCAAGAAAUCAUAUUUUUCAAAUAUGAUUUAUGGAAUUGAUUGUCUUGAAUUUUCGGAAUACAGUGUUAUUGUAUCCCAAGAGACUAGUCACCCCACCCGAUAUUCUUUGAAAACGAUCAACGUAACCACAAUGAAUGUUAUCGAUCAAAUUUAUAUGGAAAAGGGUUGUGGGAGUCUUAUCGACUUGGCGGUUUCCUCUAGCGGACUGACACAGCAAGUGGUUAUAUUACGGGACAAUCCAGAAUUCCUUAUGGUUUUCAAAAUGGUGCUGGGUAAAUUAUCAAGAGUAAAUGUAAAAUUCCCUGAAUUGAAGAAAAAAAAAGAUAAAUUCCAUAAGAUACGAACUUUCAAUGAUUCUAAAAGGCAAGGUCAUUACUAUAUCAGUGGUUCAAGCAACAUGGUUUUGUCACUUGAUGAAGAAAAAGGCUCGAUGGUAUGUCGAUUUGAUAGAUCUACUGAGUGGAAAUCACCAUCCAUAACCAUCGAUUCAAAACCCUUGUCUAAAGACUUAAUGUGUGUUUGCGAUCUCACAGACGGUCUUUUCUAUCAUCAUAGGAAUAAUAAUCCAACUAUAGAAGUUAGGCCGGUAACAGUAAACAAAAUGCUCUACGGCCAUCAUUAUAUUACAGCAUUUGAGGCAUUUGAUAUUGGCCACUCGAGAUAUGUCAUAUACGGCGAUGCUUUGGGCAAUAUAGGAGUAUUUACUGAAAGCCUCCAGGCAUCCAAACCAAAUUUACCUAAAGUAAUUAACAUUGGUGAAUCCAUAACUACCAUCAAGAAACGCCUGGAGUUCUCUGUAUUGAUUGGAACUUCAUGCGGAGGAUUGUAUUUGCUCAAUUUCGAACAUGAGGAUAGUGAAGUUGAGCAGAUGAUUACCAGAACAAGUCAGGUGUUAAGUGACUAUAGGAUCAAGCCCAGGUUCGUACAGUGGAAGACUAUAAACCAAACUCCAGAAGAUCAGAAAUACCCUGAUAAUACUAAAAUACUUGAUCUUACGAUAUUAGAGAGAGUUUUAACAAUGUUUUACACUGAUGCUAAUGAUAACGUAUCUGCAAAAGUUUUCUCAAGUUUACAAGAUAAGGGUAUAACAUUGGAGACCAUACGAAAAGCCUUAUCCCAUAGAAUAUAGCCAUUCUCUCACAGAUAUAGAUCCUUG